CAAUAUCGUCCUGUUUAAUUGGAAACCAUAUCCACUUUGAGCACCCGAGCUGUCACUUCUUCUCAAUGGCAACCAUCCGCUUCGGCGCUUCCCUUACCCCGCCUCCUCUCACCGGUAAUACAGUAGCGGCGCCGGCGAGAAGCCCACCCGUACACUUCCCGACCUCAUCUUCACGUAUCUUUCUCCAAUUUCACUGCUCCAAUCCGUCGCCUCGGUGCCAUUCUCCCACUCUUGACGCUCUGAUUUCGCCUUUCUCGGUGCGGCCUCAGACAACGGGCAGGUCACGGGCGGUUUUCAAUGAGGGAUCUGUACUGACGGAGGAGAGCAGCAGCGGCGGCUUCUCUGGAAAUGGAUCUAGAAAAGAAGUCCGGCCGUGCGAGCUGUACGUCUGUAACCUCCCGAGGAGCUGCGAUAUUCCGCAACUCGCCGAAAUUUUCAAACCCUACGGAACAGUUGUGUCCGUCGAGGUUUCCAAGAACCCAGAAACUGGGGUGAGUCGAGGUUGCGGUUAUGUGACAAUGGGUUCACAAAGUUCAGCCAGAAAAGCAAUGCAUUCGUUGGAUGGCUAUGAUGUUGAAGGGAGGGAAAUGCGAGUUAGGUUUUCAGUUGACAUGACUUCGGGUAGGAGAAUUGAGAGAAAUGAGGAGGUCAUGACAACUGCAUCGCCCUCGAGAACCCUAAUCUAUGAGAGCCCGUACAAGUUGUACGUCGGCAAUCUGGCCUGGACAAUAAGACCGGAUGCGUUGAGGAAGAAGUUCAGCGAGUUUGGGAAUGUGGUCAGUGCUAGAGUGUUGUAUGACCGUAAGGGAGGAAAGAAUCGUGCUUAUGGGUUUAUAUCCUUCUCCACUUCAGAAGAACGUGAGGCUUCACUAUGUUUGGACAGUACAGACUUUCAUGGUCGGGUAUUGGUGGUUAGAAAAGGUGUUGACAGGCAGGACCUUUGAGCGAGGAUUUUUGUUGACAGCCAGGAGACCUGUGACAAAUCAAUAGCUGUUGUUUCAUCAAGGAGCUAUGACAUGAAGCAUAUGCAGAUCCCUCUGGUCAGUAAUGGAAGCCUGUCACAAUCAGUCGUUGGUGCCGUUUCACAGUAUUCAAUCCAGUUCUUCUGAUGUCGAACUCGAACCCCUUCCAAAAGUUUUGUGCAAGUUAAAAUCGUUAAGCUUGUCGAGAGAUUGAGAUACAGGUUCUGAUUGGUAGCUUUAGACUGUUCAACAAUUUUGGUUUUGAUCUCUAGUUCAGUCUGCCGAUUACCGUGCAUGUAGCAAUAUCAUAUUAGUUAUAGAUAGGAAACUUGCUGGUUGACUCUUUCGUCUUCGAUAUUGUUCUUCUAGCCUCUAAAUCGUGCGUGGUACAGUCGUCAUUGUACUUCCAUUUUGACCACAUCCAGUUGAACAUUGUUUUGAAGUCGUAGCAAACUGCAAAUUACAUUCCCUCUUUCCUGAAGAAUUAACGGAGCUGCUUGUGGCAAAGAUGGCGUUAUCAUUAUGCGAGUCUAGACGGGAAAGUGGUCAUUACUCAUUACUGUAAUUUUGGUCUGUAUAUGUUAUGAUUUUGCCUUCGGAAAAUAGAUAAGACCGUUUGAAA
Linum tenue is the source of this 1584-nucleotide messenger RNA. NCBI's taxonomy places the organism in Eukaryota, Viridiplantae, Streptophyta, Magnoliopsida, Malpighiales, Linaceae. The record is from the annotation of a GenBank genome assembly.